This is a messenger RNA of Thunnus maccoyii (southern bluefin tuna), 6190 nucleotides long. RefSeq names its product trichohyalin-like. Gene Ontology annotation, cellular component: nucleus. Lineage: Eukaryota; Metazoa; Chordata; Actinopteri; Scombriformes; Scombridae. The coding region runs from base 222 to 4118 and encodes 1298 amino acids. The record is from RefSeq and is a predicted model, not a curated record. Gene Ontology annotation, biological process: regulation of transcription by RNA polymerase II. The transcript is spliced from 13 exons. Gene Ontology annotation, molecular function: transcription coregulator activity; double-stranded DNA binding.
AACCAUCGAAUAUCACGUGACACGAGCAUGGCCAUAUAUGUCUAUGAGCAUAGCGGCAAACAUGGCGACGUAGCUUAGUAACCAGAAGCCUCUCGUACCGAGGAAACACCGAGACGUUUAGGUACAUUUCCAGGAGAUCGUCGUCCGGUUACCGUUAGGCUGACCUGUGCGGAAGUUGUCGGUUCAGUUCCCUCCGUGUGACCGAGCUCUGAUGCAGCAGGAUGCCACGAAAUUUUGACGGCUUCAAAUCAGGAGACCUGGUGUUCGCCAAGAUGAAGGGCUUCCCUCACUGGCCCGCCAGAAUCUGCAAGUCGGAGGACGGAUACAAGAAGCGAAUUCCGGUCUUCUUUUUCGGGACCCAUCAGAUCGGUAACCUCCCUCCGGAGAACGUCGUUCCCUUCGCCGGCAACAAGAAGAAGUACGGCAGCGGCGUUCGCAUCAGAGGCUUCGACGAGGGCAUGUGGGAGAUCCAGAACACACCGGGAGUCGGGAUGAAACGUAAAUUUCCAUCCAAAACAGCCACACAAACUCGCUCAAAAACCGUUGCCAGUAAAACGUCCCCCACUAAAUCACCUCCUGCUAAUAAAACCACACCUGUUAAAUCUUCCCCGGCUCAAUCAAGUCCCAGUAAAACUGCCCCUACGAGGCCCGACAGUAGAGCGGCUGCCGGCAGAAAUACUCCCAGCAGAGCCACAAGUCAACAGGAAACUGCUGCUGCUGCUGCUGCUAAAACUCCAACCAGAACUUCAUCAAGAAUCGCUCCAACAGACUCCAAACAGACUCCUGAACAGGCUUCAAAAGAUGUCUCAACUACUGAGAGCGCCGCUACCACCAGGAGCAGAGCAGCCAGAGAUCCAGAAAAAACUACAAGUACCACUUCUGCAGAGAAUAAAAGCAAGACAACAACAAACAUGGCUGAAACAAAGACUCGUUCCAAAGCUUCUGCUCCAGAUGCUGCUGACGCUCCCGACAGUAAACCUGCUGCUGCCAGAACGACACGUGACGUCACGUCCGAGAGGAAAACCCGAAGCGCCGUCGAAGCUCCGGCGAAGAAAACAGACUCCGAACCAGCUUCUGAAAAGGCUGAAAGUUCAACAGAUACGACGAGUUCUGCUACGACCAGGAGCAGAACAGCCGAGUCCAAGGCCGACGCUGAACAGCAGAAGAAGAGAACACCUGCUGGUCCUGCUGUCACACCUUCAGCCAAGAAACAGGAGACCACCGAACCAAACUCUACUCCGACAUCCAAGAACGACAGAGGACAGAAAGAACAAGAGAAGAAGAAGACGGAAGAAGAAAAUGAGUCGGCAGAGAGCCGAGGAGUGAAGAGGAAGAGAGGAGAGAAAGAGGAAGAGAAGAAAACUCAUCAGGACGGCAGCGAAGGAAAGAAAGAGAAGACGACAACACAGACCCAAGCGACCAAGAGAAGGAAAGAGGAAGAGGAGAAAGUAGAGAGGAAGAAAACGAAGCAGGACGGAGGCGAAGACGGAAAGAAAGAAGAGGCGAUAAAGGAGAAAACGGAGGAAAAGACAUCAGCUGAGAGCCAAAGGAUGAAGACGAGGAGAGCUGAGAAAGAGGAACAGAAGGAGGAGGAGGAGAAGAAGAAAGCAAAACAAGACGACAGUGACGAGAAGAAGACGAGGAGAGAGACGAGGACGAGAGAAAAAGACGCCACGGAAGAAAAGAAAGAAGCGCCCCCGACGAAGGGAGAGGAGGGCAAAGGCACAAAGAGGAGGAGGGAAGAGAGGGAGGACGGCGUGGAAGGAAAGAAAGAAGAGACGAAGAAGAAGAUGACAGAGGAGGAGAAGAAGUCAUCAGAGAGCGAAGGGAUGAAGACGAGGAGAACAAAGGACGCAGCUGAUGAAGGGAAAGCAGAAGAGACGAUAGAAGAGAAGACGACAGCGGAGGAGACGGAGGGAGGAAGCCCUGCGGACGAGGAGCAGCAGCGCCGCCUGGCAGCCAAGAGGGAGAGUCUGUUGACGUCUCUGAGAGGUCUGCUGAAGGCCAAGAGAGGAGUGAAGAGGAGGGAGGCGACGAAGAGCACUCAGAACGCCGGAGACGCAGCGAAGAACGAGAUCAGGAAGGCGGGAAGUCAGAAGACGUCGUCGAAAGAAUCGACGAAGAUGAUCGGCAGGAAAACGGACGUCAGGGUUUUCAUGGGUAAGAGAGCGAUAGUGGAGAGAAGAGAGGAGACGACGGUCAAACUGAAAGAAGCAGCGGAGAAUAAAACGGUCAAGACGGCGGAGGUGAAGAAGACGGACACGACGACGACGGCGAGUAGAACGGCAGACGAGGCGAAGACGAAAGAGAGCGAGGAGAAGAAAGACGAGAGAAAAAUAAUCGGAAAGAUCGUGAAAGCGACGGCCGGACAGGGAGCGAAGGUUCAGGUGAAGACGAUGAUGGGAGGAACGACGGCGGCGGCAGCAGCAGAGGAGGAGAAGAAGAAAGAGGAAAAGGUGGACAACAAAAAGACGGCAGACGAGAAGAAGAACAGUUCAGACAAGGCGAAGGAGGCGGAGAGAGAGAAGAAACCCGAGGAGGCGCCGAGGAAAUCCGAAAGAACGAGAUCGGCGACGGAGAAGAAGAGCAGCGAGGAAGACGAGAAACAGAAGAAGAGCGGUGAAGAGAGGACGCCGAGAAAGAACGAAGAGGAGGAGGAGAAGAAAGCGCAAGAGAGGAAGAAUGAAACGGGCGAGGUGGAGAAAACGACGACGACGAGAGAGCUGAGGAAGAGUUCGGUGAAGACGAAGGAGCCGGAGAGAGAGAAGGCGGAGAGGAGAUCUGAAAGAACGAGAGCGGCGACGGAGGAGAAGAAAGACAGAAACGUGAAGGAGGUAGAGAAAGAAAAGAAGAGCAGCGAGGAAGAUGAGAAACAACGGAGGAGCGGUGAAGACGAGACGCCGAAAAAGAGCAAAGAGGAGAAGAAAACGACGACAACAAGAGAACUGAGGAAGAGUUCGGUGAAGACGAAGGAGCCGGAGAGAGAGAAGAGAGGGAGCGCCAAAGAGGUGGAGAGGAGGUCUGAAAGAACGAGAGCGGCGACGGAGAAGAAGAGCAACGAGGAAGAUGAGAAACAGAAGAAGAGCGGUGAAGACGAGACACCGAGGAAGAACGAAACGGGCGAGGUGGAAAAAACGACCACGAGAGAACUGAGGAAGAGUUCGGUGAAGGAGAAAGAGAAGAGAGGGAACGCCGAAGAGGCGGAGAGGAGGUCUGAGAGAACGAGAGCGGCGACGGAGGAGAAGAAAGAGAAAAGCGUGAAGGAGGUAGAGAAAAGGAGCAGCGAGGAAGACGAGAAACAGAAGAAGAGCGGCGAAGACGAGACACUGAGGAAGAAUGAAACGGGCGAGGCGGAAAAAAUGACAACGAGAGAAAAGAAGAAGAGAGAAGAAAAGGAAUCGCAAAAAGACGAAGAAGAAACGGCGACAAAAACAGACGAAGAGUCGAAGCAGAAAAGUUCAGCUGAGAUUAAAACGCUGCAGGCGGAGUCACAAACAGGCGCAGAAGAAGAAGAAGAAGUGGAGAAGACGAGCACAGAAGAAGAAGAAGAAGAAGAAAGUAAACCGAAGUGUGACGUCUCGGACGGAGGGAAGACGGAUCAGAAGCUGCAGAAGAAGAAUCCGACGGUGACGCUGACGGACUCGACGCUGCACAGAAUCCACGGAGACAUCAGGAUCUCAUUGAAGACCGACAACCCGGACGUCAGUAAGUGUCUGAUGGCGUUGGAUCAGCUCAGUAUGGUUUACGUGACGUCUCAACACGUCCAGAGACACAGCGAGCUUGUCGCCACAUUAAGAAAGAUGCGUUUCUACCGGGCGAACCAGGCCAUCAUGGACAAGGCCUCGAUGCUCUACAACCGCUUCAAAAACGCCUUCCUGGUGGGCGAAGGCGAGGAGGUGGUGAGCGCCACCUUCCUGCGCUCGCUGCUGGAGGAGAAGGAGAGGGAGGAGGCGCAGCGGGCGGAGCGCUGCAGGGAGCGACUGAGGAGGGAGGAGCUGCUGCAGGAGGUGAAGAGACGCAUGGGCCAGGUGAAGGAGAGGAGGAGGACUGACGGAGGAGGAGGAGGAGGGGGAGGGGAGGAAGAGGAGAAAACAGAAGCUCCGGUGGACUCUUCCUGAAGGUUUAGCGUGAGGCUGCCUGGACUGAACCAACUCCACUGAGGGGGUGAAGGCGGUCGACCUGAAACAGUCACAUGGACACUGACGACAUCACAACCGUUUACCUCAUCACACAUAUUUAUCAGUUUAACUACUUCCUGUUGUAGAUGACGUCACACUCAACAGGUACUGAAUGUUUGGAUGACGUUCAUCCCGACAUAUUGACUCGUAUUAGCGUUAGCGCAGGUACCGUUAUUGUCAUUAUUACAUACAAUACAUACAAACUGUGAUAGUGACUCAUUUUCACCACAACAGUGUUUAUUAUUUUUUUUACACUUUUCCGUCAUCAAACCCCAAACAUGAGCAUUACAAACCUUCACCAGAGUGUUGAACUUCAAGGCCUCGUUACCUUAUUUCAAGUUACGCCUUCGUCAUUUCUGUUGGCUCCUGGAUGUUGCGUAAUUACAGCAACCUGAGCAGGACGUUUAACCCCGACGUCAUCUGUCAACCUCUUUUUAAGCUAAUUUAACUUUAACCCUGAGAUUAACACGUCAUGUGACCCUUAAACAUCAUCUGAACGUUUUAGUCACUCAUCGACCUCUAUAUGAGUUACAGAAGGGUGACGGGCGUCUUCUUAGUGACUUUUUUAAAGGACGUGUUCACAAUUUUUCAAGUGUAUCUUUUAAAAAAACAGCAGUCAGGUGUUUUAUGACACAACAAAAUUGUGAAUCUGUUCUUUAAACUGUAAUUUUGACAUCAGGAAGAUGUAAAGAAACAAAAAAAAACGACCCUUCACCUUUCGGCUAUAGUCACGUUUACAAUUAAAAAUAUGACUCCGACGUAAUUUACCUGAAAUUUUAUUUUUUUUUACAUUUUGUAACACAAAAUAAGGUGACUCCCUGUUUGUUUUUAGUUGCUUUUACUUGAAAUGUUGCUGUUUUAAUGGAGCUACAGUAACGUCAGCUGGUGUUUUGCCUGCAGUGACUCUGGUGUUUGUUCAGGGUGAAGUUAUUUCAUCUUUGCUGCAUUUUAGUAAAAAAAACUUUGUUUUUUUGUCAUAUUUGGUAAAACUGAAUCUUUAAAUCCGUCAACAUCUACCUCUGUUAACUUUGAUCUGUCGUGAUGAAAGGGUACGUCUCCUUCAGUUAUUUGUUUUUGUCUUUUUUUUUAUAUAUUUCUGUGUAAUAGUUCUUACGGGGACGUUUGGACCCCGUAAGUCUGUAUGAAAACAGGUGUGAACCGACACUCCUGUUUCAUUUUAAAGGUGCACUUUGUUCAUUCACGUCUCUACAUCUGCAAUAAUUAUAGAUGCAUGAGUACAAUUAUAGUUAAAAAAAAAACCUGCAACAUGUUUACUGUGUAAAGGGAGAACAGGAUGUGAGGGGGCUGAUGGGAAAUGUAGUUUUUUUUUUUUUUUUUUUUUUUUAAAACAAAACUUUUUGUAAUAUUUGACAUCAGAUUGUUGUUUAACUGACAUUCACAGCAGCUUUAAACCCUAAACAUGAAGCAUUAUUAAACAGACUCACUCCACCUCGACGUUCACACUUCCACAGCUGCAGAGGACCUGGUGCUUUUGCUCAAAGGCACAAGAACAGUGGCGGCAUCGACGCUAACAGCUAACGACUGUUGGAGCUGCACAGUGUUUUUUUGUUUGUUUUUUUUUAAACUCACUGAGAGUGAACUGUACAGCAAGAUAUUUUAUUCUGUAUUUUAUUGUGACUAAGAUGUUUUUAUUCUUUUGUUUUUCUACUUGUAUGCAGUUGUUGUUGUUUUCUACGUGGCUCCUGUUGAGUUACUGAUGUGUAAAUAUGUAAUUUUUAUUUACAGAUUUUUUUUUUUUUAACAAGCUUUGAGUUUAUUUGUGAACAAGCGGAUACUGAAUAUUUACAUGAUAUACUACCAUAAAUAAAAUGUUUUAAGAGGUUUCAUAUGCAGUUUUACAUGUAAAAACAGUAUGACGACGAUAAUUCAGAAAUUAUUUUCUCACGUUUGUGUCUCUGACGCUCUGAAGCUGCAGUCGCAUCACAUUUCCGUUGUAUGAAUGUUUGUCGUGUUUGCUGUUCACUGCUAUUAAAGUUUGAAGGAAAAUACAA